AUGUCUGACGACGAAUCAUACGAUAUUGCUGGAUCCUUGGCUCUAUCGGCCAAGGAAUAUGACAGUGACGAUAAUGCCGACUCCGGAAUUUCAGACUUCGAAGACCCUCAGGACAUAGUAAGCGACAAUGAGGAGAAACCCCCAGCUAAAAAGCAAAAGGUGGCCGCAAAACCCAAGAAGGGAGCAAAGCCAACAGCCACCAUGCCUUCAAUGGAAUUGUCUGAUGACGAAAACGAAGGCAACGCAGACUCUAAAGAUAUAGCUGCAUACUUUGCCGUCAAUAACCCCAAUGCGAAGAAAGCCAAAAACGGUACCUUUGCCUCGUUUGGACUCUCCAAGUUCAUUCUUGCCAACAUUAACAAAAAGGGUUAUAGACAACCCACUCCAAUCCAGAGAAAAACCAUUCCUUUGAUCAUGGAGAAUAGAGAUGUCGUCGGUAUGGCCAGAACUGGUUCGGGUAAGACCGCUGCCUUCACUCUCCCCUUGAUCGAGAAGUUGAAGGCCCAUGCCGUGAAGCCUGGUGCCAGGGCUGUGAUUUUAUCGCCUUCGAGAGAAUUAGCAUUGCAAACAUUUAAACAGGUCAAGGAGUUCUCGAAGGGCACUGAUUUGCGCUCAGUGGUUCUCAUCGGUGGUGACUCUAUGGAAGAACAGUUCUCAUCCAUGAUGUCUAACCCAGAUAUCAUUGUGGCCACGCCGGGUAGAUUCUUGCAUUUGAAGGUUGAGAUGGACCUCGAGCUCAAAACUGUGGAGUUUAUCGUUUUUGAUGAGGCAGAUAGAUUGUUCGAGAUGGGUUUCGCUGAACAAUUGAACGAGCUUUUAGCUGCCUUGCCCACAAACAGACAAUCCCUUUUAUUCUCGGCUACACUUCCAAGAACCCUUGUUGACUUCGCCAAGGCUGGAUUGACCAACCCUAUUUUGGUCAGAUUGGACGCUGAAAGUAAAAUCUCUGACUUGUUACAGAUGUCAUUUUUCUCCGUCAAAGAGAACGAGAGGGAGGCAGCUCUCUUAAAUAUCAUCCUGGAUGUUAUUAAAAUUCCAAUGCCCACAGCGGAACAGAUUCUCAAGAUCAAGAGAGACAGUAAGAGAGCUGAGGAGCUCUCAGACGAAGAAGAUCAAUCUCACAAAAGAAAGCGCUUUAGAAAAGAGAGACUUCCUCCGGCAAAUGCCUUGCCAUCCCCAUAUUCUACUAUUGUCUUCGUACCUACAAAACAUCACGUCGAAUUUGUGACUGGACUUCUAAGAGAUGCUGGCUAUCUUGUGUCUUACAUUUACGGUUCUUUGGAUCAACGAGCAAGACAAGAACAAUUGUACAGAUUCAGAAUCGGCCAGACAAAUCUUCUUGUGGUGACUGAUGUUGCUGCUCGUGGUAUUGAUAUCCCUGUUUUGGCAAAUGUCAUCAACUUCACCUUACCUGCUUCUUCCAAAAUUUUCAUUCAUAGAGUUGGACGUACUGCCAGAGCAGGUAACAAGGGUUGGGCUUACUCUAUUGUGAACAAAAACGAGCUUCCGUAUCUUCUCGACAUUGAAUUGUUUUUGGGAAGAAAGGUCUUGCUUACGUCGAUGCAUGAGAAAAAAUGCGAAUUACUUAAAGAAAUGAAGGGUGAAUCAUACGUGGAACCCAAAAUUUCUUAUACAGAUCGUAUGGUGGUCGGUUCUUUUCCUAGAGCUUCUUUAGAAGUCUCUCAUGAGGCCUUCGACGCCUUGAUGAGAAAUAACUAUGACCUUAAAGUCUUGCGUGAUGUCGCCAUGAAGGGUGAGAAAUUGUAUCAUAGAACUAGACAAGCUGCUUCACCAGAGUCUGUUAAAAGAAGUAAAGAGCUUUUACAGACUAAUUCUUGGGAUGAUCAACAUUUACUCUUUGGUCCCAACUUGGAAAGAGAGAAGGAAAAAUUCCUUGCUAAACUCACUCAGAGAAAUGUUAAGGAGACUGUUUUCGAAUAUUCCAAAAAGGGAAAAGAGAAGGAGGAAGAUUCAAUGGUGCACUUGAUGACCAGAAGAAGACGCCAACUUGCUCCGAUGCAAAGAAGAGCCAAAGAGAGACAAGAACUACUUGAGAUGGAACGUCAAUCCGGGUUGAGUCAUGCUAUUCAUGAUGAGAUUUUGAAGGGUGAGAAUGGUGAGGUUGGAUACACUGUGAAGAGUGUGGAAGCCGAUGACGAAGAGUUGGCUGACGCUUUCGAAGAUGCUGAUGAGUUGAUAGAGGCGAAGAAACAAGAGAAACGUGAGAAGAAGAAACAGUCAUUCCGUGACCCGCAAUUCUACAUGAGCCAUCAUGCGCCAACUGAGGAGCUUCAGGAUCGCCAGCUCUCCCUUUCUUCAUCUUUCGUCAAUGAUGCAGCAAAGGCCACUUUCGAUUUGGACAACGAUGACAAGGCUCAGAAGAAUUCACAGGUCAUGAGAUGGGACAAAAAGAAAGGAAAGUACAUCAACAGUCAGUCCACAGAUUCGAAAAAAUACAUCAUUGGAGAAAAUGGACAACGUUUACCUGCUACCUUCAAAUCUGGAAAGUUUGACGACUGGAAGAAGCAAAGAAACAUCAAGUCCAAUUAUGGUAACGAAGAGUCUAAAUCUGAUGCUAAUGAUAACAGAAGAUUCAAGCACAAGAAGAUGUCUGCUCCUAGGGCUCCUGACAAGUUCAGAGAUGACUACCACAAACAGAAGAAGAAGGUCACUAAGGCUAUUGAUUCUGGCAUGAAUGUGAAGGGAUUCAACAGACAGGGACAGAGACUGGAAAUGAGAUCAACGGAACAAAUCAGAAAGGCAAGAGAACUCAAGGACAAGAGAAGAGCCAAGAAUGCUCGCCCAAGUAAACGGAGAUAA
Messenger RNA from Australozyma saopauloensis, 2820 nucleotides. Its product is annotated as putative ATP-dependent RNA helicase. Gene Ontology annotation, molecular function: RNA binding; RNA helicase activity; ATP binding. Gene Ontology annotation, cellular component: nucleus. Bases 1 to 2820 code for a protein of 939 amino acids. The record is from RefSeq and is a predicted model, not a curated record. Lineage: Eukaryota; Fungi; Ascomycota; Pichiomycetes; Serinales; Metschnikowiaceae. The transcript has a single exon.